AUGAAGUUCUCAAUUGUGUUGCCCCUUGCGGGUGCACUCCUGGCUGCUGCUGGUCCUAUUCAGCAGCACCCCAUGGAGGGCUGUGUCCCCCGAAGUGUCUUCGACCUUGAUGGUUGUCUCGACACUUGCAACGAUUUCCUCGUCAGCGACUCUGACCCCGAGCAGUGCCUGCAGUGCCUGACUGUCUAUGAGCUCGACAACAAAAACACCGUGCUCAGCACCCUGGAGGAGCAGGGCCUCCCCAUGCAGCCUGAGGUGCCCGUUUGUGGUGUCUCCGCCCCCAUGAUUACCCCCGGCCCCGCUAUUCCCGUUCUCGCUAAACGAGCUCCCAUCUCCACCGUCACAUCUUGCUCUGCUCCUCCCAGUGAUCAGCAGACCUGUUUCAACCAGUGUGCCGCUGUCAUUCGAGACAUUGCUCUUUGUCUGGGCAUCCAGUCCUGCAUUUGUGACCGAAUCUCUAAGACCCUGGACAAUAUCAACAACUGUCUGGAUUGUGUGACCCAUUUCACUGCCCUGAACAACAUCCUGGAUAUCCCCAACCAGAUUGUCAAGUUCCUGGCCGGCUGCAGCCAGCCCACUACUGCUGAGCCCGUUUGUGUCACCAGUGUCAUUGAUCCUGAUGUGACUUGUGAACCUCCUCAGGUGUCCACCACCUGUACUGCUCCUCCCAAGCCUAACCUGUCUUUCUUGCAGUGUACCCAGACUUGUACCAGCAUCAUCACCAACGUCGGUCUAUGUCUGGGUGUUAAGGAUUGCGUGUGUUCGCGGCUGAUUGGUCUCACCUCUUCCAUCGCUACCUGCCUGUCCUGUAUCACCAUCUUCGACCUGUCGGCCAUCCCUAACCUGGCUACUGGUCUGCUCAACUGGCUUGGAAACUGUGGACUGGACGCUGGUCAGACUCUGCAGUGUGAUACCAGCACCACUCCCGGUGCUUGUCAAACCAUCGCUCCUCCUUCGUCGUCGACCGUCGAGGCCACCACAACUUCGGCUGAGUCUUCUUCGUCUGAGGCUCCUUCUUCGUCUGCUGCUCCUUCCAGCUCUGCAUCUUCCGAGGGACCUUCCUCCACCGAAGCUUCUUCGUCUACUGAGGCUCCCUCUUCUUCUUCCGAGGCUCCCUCUUCUUCUUCCGAGGUUCCCUCUUCUUCUGAGGCCCCUAGCUCUUCCGCUGCCGAGUCCUCGACCGAGGCUGCCUCUUCCACUGAUGCUGCUUCAUCGACUGAGGCUCCCGCUUCUUCUUCCGAGGCCCCCAGCUCCUCUGCUGCCGAGUCUUCCACUGAGGCUUCCUCCGCUCCCAGCUCUUCUGAUGCUGUCUCCAGCACUGAGGCUCCCAGCUCCUCUGACAACUCGGCUGCUUCUUCUACCACAGAUGGAUCUGGCGCUUCUUCCACUGAUACUGGUGCUUCUUCAACUGAUACUGGUGCGUCUUCUACUGAUGCUGGUGCUUCUUCCACUGAUGCUGGUGCUUCUUCCACUGAUGCUGGUGCUUCUUCUACUGAUGCUGGUGCUUCUUCCACUGAUGCUGGUGCUUCUUCCACUGAUGCUGGUGCUUCUUCCACUGAUGCUGGUGCUUCGUCCACUGAUGCUGGUGCUUCGUCCACUGAGACUGGUGCUUCCACUACCGACAACUCAGGUGCUUCUUCCACUACCGACAACUCCGGUGCUUCUUCCACUACCGACAACUCCGGUGCUUCUUCCACCGCCUCUAACACUGACGGCUCUGGAUCUUCCACUGAUGGUUCUGGAUCUUCCACCACUGACAACUCUGGCCAGUCUUCUGUCCCCAGCUCUGUCACUGCUCCUCCUUCUUCUGCAACAGGCCCUGUUGCUACUACGAUCACUUCUUGCAGCUCCAUCACCUACCCCAAGGAGACCUGUAUUCAGAAGUGCAGUGAUGUCAUCAGCCAAAUCGCUCUCUGUGUUGGCGUGAAGCAGUGCAUCUGUGACCGACUCCUUACUCUCAACGACAACGUCAACGCCUGUCUAUCUUGUGUCACCUACAUUGACUUCACUGGUAUCUUUGAUAUUCCCGGUCAGCUUCUCCAGUUCCUUGGCCAGUGUGAUGUUGCUACUACCCCUACUGAGGUUUGCACCACUCAGACUAUUGACCCCAACGUGUCGUGUGAGCCCGAUGUCACUUCAUCCACUUGCUCUGUCGUUAACCCCUUUGAUCUCACUCUGUCCCAGUGCAUGACCACUUGUACUGGUGUUAUCUCCUCCGUCGGUCUGUGUGUCGGUCUCCAGUCUUGUAUCUGUGAUCGACUUGCAAACUCUGCCAAGGAUGUUGGUGACUGUAUCCAGUGCCUCUCUCUCUUCGAUCUUGGCAACAUCCCCUACCUCGCUGCCAACUUCCUCAACUGGCUUGGAAAGUGUAACGUUCAGUCUACUGCCUCUUCCAACUGUGUCUACCAGACCAUCACCGGCGAGUGUGUCACCAAGACCCCAGCCACUUCUGAGGCCAUUACGACAUCUGCUGAGCCUUCUUCCUCUGCAGGACCAUCUCCUUCAAGCUCUGUGACUGAUACCACUCCUUCUUCCACUGGCUCUGGAUCUGGCGAGUCCUCCUCCGCUCCUUCCUCUACUGGCGGUGCUGGCGAGUCCUCAACUACAGGUGGUGCUGGCGAGUCCUCUACUACUGGCGGUGCUGGCGAGUCCUCUACUACUGGCGGUGCUGCUACCCAGACUGGCGGCAACGGCAACAACUCUGGUUCCAACACUGCUACUCAGACCGGUUCUAACACUGCUACCCAGACUGGCGGCAACGGCAACAACUCUGGUUCCAACACUGCUACUCAGACUGGCGGCAACGGUAACAACUCUGGUUCCAACACUGCUACUCAGACUGGCGGCAACGGUAACAACUCUGGCUCCAACACUGCUACUCAGACUGGCGGCAACGGCAACAACUCUGGUUCCAACACUGCUACUCAGACUGGUGGCAACGGCAACAACUCUGGUUCCAACACUGCUACUCAGACUGGCGGCAACGGCAACAACUCUGGUUCCAACACUGCUACUCAGACUGGUGGCAACGGCAACAGCUCUGGUUCCAACACUGCUACUCAGACUGGUGGCAACGGCAACAACUCUGGUUCCAACACUGCUACUCAGACUGGCGGCAACGGCAACAACUCCGGUUCUAACACUGCUACCAACUCCGACGAUAACACUGCUUCUCCUACAUCUUCCGCUGCUACCACCUCUACCACUGGUGGAAACGGUGGAAACGGAGGCGACAACGGCGGAAACAACGGCGGAAACGGAGGCGACAACGGCGGAAACAACGGUGGAAACAACGGUGGAAACGGCGGCUCUGAUGGUGGCAACAACGGAGGUAACAAUGGCGGUUCCAACGGUGGAAACAACGGUGGAAACGGCGGCUCUGAUGGUGGCAACAACGGAGGUAACAACGGCGGUUCCAACGGCGGAAACGGCGGCUCUGACGGUGGCAACAACGGAGGUAACAACGGCGGUUCCAACGGCGGAAACGGCGGCUCUGCUGGCGACAACGGCUCUGGCUCUGGUUCUGGCUCCGGCUCCGGCUCUGGCUCUGGCUCCGGCUCCGGCUCUGGUUCCGGCUCCGGCUCUGGUUCAGGCUCUGAGGGCUCUGGCUCUGGCUCUGGCUCUGGCUCCGGCUCUGGCUCUGAAGGCUCCGGAUCUGGUUCUGGCUCUGGCUCUGGCUCUGGCUCCGGCUCUGGCUCUGGCUCUGAGGGCUCCGGAUCUGGUUCUGGCUCUGGCUCUGAGGGCUCCGGUUCUGGCUCUGGUUCCGGCUCUGAGGGCUCCGGCUCUGGCUCUGGUUCCGGCUCUGAGGGCUCCGGCUCUGGCUCUGGUUCCGGCUCUGAGGGCUCUGGCUCUGGCUCUGGUUCCGGCUCUGAGGGCUCUGGCUCCGGCUCUGGUUCCGGCUCUGGCUCUGGCUCUGGCUCCGGCUCUGGCUCUGGCUCUGGCUCUGGCUCUGGUUCCGGCUCUGGCUCUGGUUCCGGCUCUGGCUCUGGCUCUGGCUCUGGAUCCGAGGGCUCCGGCUCUGGCUCUGGUUCCGGCUCUGGCUCUGGCUCUGGCUCUGGAUCCGAGGGCUCCGGCUCCGGCUCUGGCUCGGAAGGACCUUCUCAGGCCAACUCUGCCUCCACUUUUGGCGUUUCUGCUGCCAUGAUGACUAUUAUGGUCAUGGCAGUCCUCUUCUAA
Yarrowia lipolytica CLIB122 is the source of this 4176-nucleotide messenger RNA. NCBI's taxonomy places the organism in Eukaryota, Fungi, Ascomycota, Dipodascomycetes, Dipodascales. The record is from RefSeq and is a predicted model, not a curated record.